GGUCAGCGUAAUCUUCCCAUUCAUAUAUUGGAAAAAGAACAGCAUUUCCAAGUUAGGUGGCGUGAACUGUGAACUGUGAACUGAAAUGCCUUGGUUUUUUUAAGGGUAAUAUAGUAUUAGAGUGGCUCGCUUGGUCAUCGGUGAUCGAUAAGGAGUAGGUGGUGCUGUUACUGUUACUGGUGGUAUACAGAGGCUCGGUCAUCGGUCAUCGAUAUGCAGCUGCCGUCUUGGACCAAUUAUUCAUCAAUCAACGGCCCUAAUACAUCACAAAAGCAACGGGCCUUGUGGUCCGCCAUUUAUAUAUGGAGAAAGCAACUGGAUUGGACUUGAUCGGGAGUGACAUAAAUAAUUAUUUGAGAAAAUCAAUGGAAGGGAUAUCUGUAAAGAUGGGUUUAAUAUAUGCCGUUCUCAUGUUUGUCUCUCUUCAUUCUUUUGUUGCCUCUGAUUCUCAAGGAGAUGCACUUUAUGCUUUGAGGGCUUCACUGAAUGCUUUGCCUUCUCAGCUCUCUGAUUGGAACCCAAAUCAAGAUAGUCCAUGCGCUUGGUCCAAUGUUAUUUGUGACUCUAACUAUGUCAUUUCUGUAACAUUGUCAGACAUGGGAUUUUCUGGAACCUUGACUCCUAGAAUUGCGGUUUUGAACAGUCUCAGAAUCCUUUCAAUGCAAGGUAAUGGCAUAACUGGUGGGAUACCAGAGGAAUUUGGAAAUUUGUCAAGUUUGACAAGCUUGAAAUUGGGAAACAACCGUUUGACAGGACAAAUUCCAUCUACCCUUGGCAAUCUUAAAAAGCUUCAGUUCUUGAUUUUGAGCCAAAACAAUCUCAACGGAAGUAUCCCUGAGUCAAUUGUAGGUCUUCCAAACAUGAUCACCCUUGAGCUGGAUUCCAAUCAUCUUAGUGGUCAGGUUCCUGAGCAGUUAUUUCAAGUUCAAACAUACAAUCUUACGGGCAAUCACUUGAAUUGUGGUGUAAAUUUCUCGCAUCGUUGUGAAUCUGACAGUAAUAACACAGAUGUGUCUAAGAAGUCAAAGCUUGGAAUGAUUUUUGGAAUUAUUGGAGCAUUAAUAUGUCUCCUCCUUGGAGGCUUGCUGUUUCAUGUGUGGAAGAAUAAGCGACGCGAUGUCUUUGUCGAUGUUUCAGGUAAGGGUGACCCACGAAUUCCAAUCGGUGAUUUGAAAAGGUUUGCAUGGAGAGAACUUCAAUUGGUUACAGAUGACUUCAGCGAGGAAAAUGUUAUUGGAAAAGGUGGGUUUGGAAAAGUAUAUAAAGGGAAGCUUGCCGAUGGAAGAGAGAUUGUUGUGAAGCGGCUGACUGAUUGUGCGAGCGAGGCAACUUUUCAAUCUGAAGUUGAGAUGAUCAGUGUAGCUGUUCACAGGAAUCUUUUACGGCUUAUUGGGUUCUGUACAACAUCAACAGAACGGCUUUUAGUUUAUCCAUUUAUGCAUAACCUAAGUGUUGCCUAUCGCUUACGAGAGCUUAAACCUGGGGAGCAGUUGUUAGAUUGGGGCAGAAGAAAGAGAGUGGCUAUAGGCACAGCUCGUGGGUUAGAGUACCUCCAUGAACACUGCAAUCCUAGGAUUAUUCAUCGUGAUGUGAAGGCUGCUAAUGUAUUACUAGAUGAACACUUUGAAGCCGUGGUUGGGGACUUUGGGCUGGCAAAGUUGGUGGAUGUAAAAAUGUCUAGCGUGACAACUGAAGUUCGUGGGACCAUGGGCCACAUAGCACCUGAAUACUAUUCUACUAAAAAGGCAUCUGUGAAGACUGAUGUUUUUGGUUAUGGGAUUAUGCUUAUGGAACUUGUAACAGGACAGAAAGCAAUUGAUUUUUCCCGAUCAGAAGAUGAUGGUGUCGUUUUGCUCGACUAUGUUAAGAAGCUGGAACGGGAAAAGAAGCUCAAUGCUAUUGUAGACCGCAAUCUAAACAGGAAUGCUGAUAGCCAAGAGGUGGAGAAGAUGAUUCAAGUUGCCAUAUUGUGUACUCAAGCAUCACCUUUCGAUCGCCCCAUAAUGUCAGAGGUGCGAAGGAUGCUGGAAGGGGAAGGUUUAACUGAGAGGUGGGAAGAGUGGCAACAAGUGGAAGUUUGUCGUAGACAAGAGAGAGAGAGGUUACAGAGGAGAUUUGACAUGGGAGAAGACUCAGUAUACAACCAGUCUGCAAUUGAAUUAUCUGAUGGAAGAUGACGAAGGUGUGGUGGUGGCGGUGGUUGUGGAGGAUAGAUAUUAAUUUUUAUGGAAAGAAUCCGGAAUCCCUUUUCCCACCAUUAUUUUAACUUGUAUAUAUAGUACAGUAGGUCAUCCAAAGGUUGGACUGUAAAGCCCUGUGAGUUGGACUUGUGUAUAGCCUAGGGGAAGGAAGCCCGUACUCAUCAUCGCUUGAGGCGGCUGGUUGUGGGUUCGAGUUGGUAACCCCCACUAUUGUUCCUUAGUCUCUUCUUGAUAUCUCCCUCUUAUUGCUCCCUCUUUUUAGUUUUCAUGUAUCAUCCUUUUAUGUUAUUUGUGAUUUUUAUUUCUAGUAGCUGAUGUUAAGGUUCUUGACCCUUGGAUUACCGUCACAGUUUGUUCUUUUCUUCUGUUUUAAGAUAUUAUCAAUUCAUCCAAAAAUGGAAAAAAUAUUACUGUC
Molecule: messenger RNA, 2616 nt
Organism: Macadamia integrifolia
Lineage: Eukaryota; Viridiplantae; Streptophyta; Magnoliopsida; Proteales; Proteaceae
Product: probable LRR receptor-like serine/threonine-protein kinase At5g10290
Exons: 12
Coding region: 303-2177 (624 amino acids)
Biological process (GO): protein phosphorylation
Molecular function (GO): protein binding; protein kinase activity; ATP binding
Source: RefSeq, a predicted model, not a curated record